AUGGCUUCGUCCUCCACCAUCGCGUCCUCGUCAUUUGACGACUACAACUCUCAGCUGCAGGCCGCGGCACUAAAGGCAACUCGCGCUGCCGUUUCGUUCCCCACCGACGUCCCCUUCCACCGGUCCAUUCACCCCGAGUUCGCGAAGGAAGUAGACGCAUGCUCUUCCCGCGUUCUCUCGCUCGCAAACCAGCUUAUUGCUCUCAGCGCAACAUCCUCCAAUGCGCGCGGCAAAGGGAAGGCACGAUUGGACUCUCAGGAUGAUGUUGUGGAUGACUUCCGCUCGUUAGUGGUGGACGCGAUGGAUCUGGUCCUGGAGCGCGCGGACAUGGGCUUGGACGAGGCUCUUGGGAAUAUCAAAGCUCCGGCCAUCGCCGUCAACCCCACGGCCUCCACUUCUCAGAGGACAAAGAAAGCGAAUGUCCCCGCAGGACGACUUGACCCUGCAUUGCAACAUGCCUCACAUCUCCCGAAACCCCAACUUCUGUUCAAGCGCAAGGCUGAAAACCGCGCGGAUUCGAUGUGGACGCCGAGUCUCCGACACAAGUACAACGCGAAAGUGCCGCUGGGCCACAACUAUUCCAACGAAGGGGAGGAAGCUGUUCACUCGUUACAUCCGUACCGUUAUGAGAUCAAGCACCUGUCGUACCCUUCACGCAUGUUCAUGUCCAUACCGCCAAUCCAACCCGACCCCUUCGACGACACACCCUUCACGUGGGUCGCUUCACCCGAUGCGCUUGCGUCGAUGCUGGAAAAGCUACGCGGGUCGUCUGAGAUCGCGGUAGAUUUGGAGUACCACAACUACCGUUCAUUCGGCGGGUUUGUGUGCCUAAUGCAGAUCAGCACGCGAGAAGAGGACUUCGUCGUCGACACGCUGUUGUUACGCGAAGAGCUCGAGGACCUCAAUGAGGUCUUCACCGACCCCAGUAUUGUUAAGGUGUUCCAUGGCGCAGAGAGCGAUAUUGUUUGGCUCCAGCAAGAUUUUAACUUGUAUGUCGUGAACCUGUUCGAUACAUACCACGCCUCAAAAGUUCUAGACUUCCCUCGUCAUGGUCUGGCGUCUUUGUUGGAAAUGUACUGCGACUUUACAGCAGACAAGCGCUAUCAGCUAGCGGACUGGAGAAUACGCCCUCUACCCGAAGAGAUGCUCCAGUACGCGCGUUCCGACACCCACUUCCUUCUUUUCAUCUACGACAACCUUCGCAACGCUCUUCUCGACCGUGCGGUUUCCCGCUCGCAGUCCCGCGCCCAGAGCCCCACGUCUUCGUCCACCCCGCCUCCAGAUCCGUCGAUCCCUCCUUCCCACGCGCUUGUCCGGGAGGUCCUUGCACGUUCGGAGGAGACAGCGCUGCGCUUGUAUGAGAAGGAGGGGUACGACGCCGAGGGUGGAUCCGGCCCCGGGGGUUGGGACGGACUGGCGCGCAAGUGGAACAAGAUUCACUUCAUGGCCGUGGCGGAGGCCGCCCAGAUGGACAGCGCGAGGCGGGUCCAGCGUGCCGCAUACCUGGCGGUGCACGCGUGGAGGGACAAGAUCUCGAGGGAGGAAGAUGAGAGUACGAGAUAUGUCCUCCCGAACCACUAUAUCUUCACGCUCGCCGAGAACACCCCGGCAGACAUGGCGGCGCUGCUCUCGGUCUUCCGUCCCGUUCCGCCUGUAAUACGCAGACGCGCGAAGGACUUGUUGGACGCGAUCCGCGGCGCCGUCAAAGGAGCUCUUGCCAGCUCGGGUCAGAUCACAAGCAGCGAGUCUUCAGACCAAGUUGUCGGCGCCAUGGAUGUGGACAGCGACAAGCCUACCAUCAAGCCGCCCCCUUCCAUCACACCGUCCUCUCUGUGGUCGAACAGUGAGCCCUCCCACACAGUCUCGUCAAUCUCCGCAGUGACCUCAUCUCUCUUCGGGCCCUCGCUGAAGCGCAAUGUUAUGAUCGCUACGCAGAGCGCCCUCGUGGGCGAGUCCCUGGGCGCGGGCCAAGGCGCAAGCCGCGCGCGGUUCCUCGAAGCGACGGCGCGGAUCCACGGCGCGCUCGUCAUCGCUCCCACCGUUCCGGCCGCUGUUGAGGCGAAAGAGGAGCCUGCACAGAGCCAGGACGGCGUGCUGAAGAUGGAUGUCGAGAUUGCGUACGUCCCCGCGGCGCAACGUGCGCGUGGGUUGGGCGCACCCGAGGACGACACGAUCGUCGUCGUCGGUCAAGCGAAGAAGAAGAAGCGCAAGCGGGUGGUGGACACGGACGACGCGGGCGAAAGGACGGAGAAGGGGAAGGGGAAGUUGAAAGAGGAGGACGAGCAGGCGGAGCUGCCUGCGUUCGACUACGCAGCAGCGUCGAACAUCCUCGACGACGGAGGGGAGGACUUGGGCGCCGAGGCACCGGCGACGAAGAAGAAGAAAGGGAAAGGGAAAGGGUCUUCGAACGCGGCUUUCUAUGGGGACUUCCCGGCGGCGCCCAAGGCACACAGCCAGGUGAAGAGCGGGAACCAGUCGAGGACCUUCCGAUGA
This is a messenger RNA of Epithele typhae, 2493 nucleotides long. RefSeq names its product ribonuclease H-like domain-containing protein. NCBI's taxonomy places the organism in Eukaryota, Fungi, Basidiomycota, Agaricomycetes, Polyporales, Epitheliaceae. Gene Ontology annotation, biological process: exonucleolytic trimming to generate mature 3'-end of 5.8S rRNA from tricistronic rRNA transcript (SSU-rRNA, 5.8S rRNA, LSU-rRNA); nuclear polyadenylation-dependent antisense transcript catabolic process; nuclear polyadenylation-dependent CUT catabolic process. Gene Ontology annotation, cellular component: nuclear exosome (RNase complex); nucleolus. Gene Ontology annotation, molecular function: nucleotide binding; nucleic acid binding; 3'-5'-RNA exonuclease activity. The transcript has 9 exons. The record is from RefSeq and is a predicted model, not a curated record. Bases 1 to 2493 code for a protein of 830 amino acids.